CCCUCAGCCGUGGCAUGCGCGGUCCGUCGGCCUACCCCGGUUCCGUGCGGAAGCGGUGGCCGCGGAGGAUGCACCGCGCCUGAGUGCUCGCACCCUUCCCGCGCAGCGCCGCGCCCGCCCCGCCCCGUCAUGGAGGACAAGUACAGCGGGCAGGCCUUGGCCGGCGGCGGCGUGCUGGGGCCCGUGGAUGUGCCUAGCGCCCGGCUGAGCCGGUACAUCGCGCUGCUGUGCUUCACCAAGUGUUUGAAAGCCGUGGGGCUGUUUGAGUCUUACGAUCUCCUGAAAGCGGUGCACCUCGUGCAGUUUAUCUUUAUAGUGCAGCUGGGGUCUGCAUUUUUUAUGGUUUUGUUUCAAAAACCAUUCUCCUCUGGAAAAGUGGUAACCAAGCGUCAGUGGAUCAAAAUUUUUAAGCAUGCUGUUGUGGGAUGUAUCAUUUCACUCUUGUGGUUUUUUGGCCUUACUCUUUGUGGACCACUGAGGACAUUGUUGCUGUUUGAGCACAGUGAUGUGGUUGUGCUGUCACUCCUUAGUGUCUUGUUCACAAGCUCAGGUGGAGGACCAGCAAAGACAAGAGGUGCUGCAUUUUUCAUCAUAGCUGUAAUCUGCUUACUGCUUUUUGAUAAUGAUGACCUCAUGGCUAAAAUAGCAGAACAUCCUGAGGGUCAUCACGAUAGUGCUCUUACCCAUGUUCUGUACACAAUCAUUGCUUUCCUGGGUGUUGCAGAUCACAAGGGAGGAGUACUGCUUCUCGUACUGGCAUUGUGCUGUAAGGUUGGUUUUCACAUGGCUUCCCGAAAACUGUCUGUAGAUGUAGGUGGAGCCAAGCGUCUUCAAGCUUUGUCUCAUCUUGUUUCCGUCCUUCUUUUGUCCCCUUGGGUCAUUGUCCUCUCUCUGACAACAGAGAGUAAAGUAGAAUCUUGGUCUUCUCUCAUCAUGCCUUUCAUAACAGUCAUCUUUUUUGUUGUGAUCCUGGAUUUCUAUGUGGAGUCCAUAUGCUCUGUCAAGAUGGAAGCUUCCACGUGUGCUCGAUAUGGAUCCUUUCUUACUUUCAUUAGUGCACUGCUUUUUGGCAACUUUUGGACACAUCCAAUAACAGACCAGCUUCGAGCUGUGAACAAGCCACCCCACCAUGAAAGCACAGAGCAUGUUCUUUCUGGAGGGGUGGUAGUGAGUGCUGUCUUCUUCAUUUUAUCUGCCAAUAUCCUGUCCUCCCCCUCCAGGAAAGGGCAGAAGGGUACCCUUAUUGGCUAUUCCCCUGAAGGCACUCCUCUCUAUAACUUCAUGGGUGAUGCAUUACAGCAGAGCUCUCAGUCAUUACCUCGAUUUAUUAAGGAGUCACUGAAACAAAUCCUUGAGGAGUAUGAUUCUAGGCAGAUCUUCUAUUUCUUGUGCCUAAACCUGGCUUUCACUUUUGUGGAGCUCUUUUAUGGCGUAUGGACCAAUAGCCUUGGUCUUAUUUCUGAUGGAUUUCACAUGCUUUUUGAUUGUUCUGCAUUAGUGAUGGGGCUUUUUGCAGCUCUGAUGACAAGAUGGAAAGCAACUCGCAUUUUUUCCUAUGGAUAUGGACGUGUAGAAAUUCUCUCUGGUUUUAUUAAUGGACUUUUUCUGAUGGUAAUUGCUUUCUUUGUCUUCAUGGAAUCAGUGGCCAGACUGGUGGAUCCUCCAGACAUAGAUACAAAUAUGCUAACUCCAGUCUCUGUUGGAGGACUGAUCGUAAACCUUGUUGGUAUCUGUGCCUUUAGCCAUGCGCACUCCCAUGGGGCUUCUCGAGGAGGCUGUCACUCACACGAUCACAGCCAUUCUCACCAUGGGCACAGCCACAGCCAUGGGCACGGCCAUUCACACAGUGACCAUGGGCAUGGCCAUGGACAUUCCCACGGGUCAUCUGGAGGAGGCAUGAACACCAACAUGAGAGGUGUGUUUCUGCAUGUGUUAGCAGAUACUCUUGGCAGCGUUGGUGUUAUUGUAUCCACGAUAUUUAUUCAGCAAUUUGGAUGGCUCAUAGCUGAUCCGCUCUGCUCUCUUUUUAUUGCUACAUUGAUUUUUCUUAGUGUUAUCCCUCUACUGAAAGAUGCCUGUCAAGUGCUUUUGUUGAGGGUACCUCCAGAACAGGAGAAAGAUCUACAUGCUGCUUUAGAAAAGAUUCAAAAAAUAGAGGGAGUCAUAUCAUACAGAGAUCCUCAUUUUUGGUGUCACUCUGCAAGUGUUGUGGCAGGUACAAUACAUGUGCAAGUAGUAUCAGAUGUGAUGGAACAGAGAAUUGUACAGCAGGUUACAGCAAUUCUGAAAGAUGCUGGUGUAAACAACCUAACUGUCCAAGUGGAAAAGGAAGCUUAUUUUCAACACAUGUCUGGACUCAGUACCGGAUUUCAGGAUGUCCUUGCAAUGACCCAGCAACUAGAAUCGAUGAAAUACUUCAAAGAUGGUACUUAUAUCAUGUGAUACAAAGUUGUGUUUGCCAAAGGAGGUGUAAAUGGGGAAGCCAUACGAUUCCAUAUUCAUAUUUUUGCCGGGAGAUCUUGCACAUACAUGUACAGGAACAAAUGUACUAUAUAUUUGAGAUUUUUAAGCAUUCUGUCUUUAUUAAAAUUGCAUCAAGAUGCUUUUAUAAAGGAAAUAAGAUGGACUUGAAUAUUUGCUGUAUAUGUGAAAAUAAUGCAGAUCUUAACUACUGUACUUAGUGUUUAUUGAACAGGAGGCUUGCAACUUGUGGAUGAGCAUGGAUAUAUUCCAUACUUCCUCUUAAGUAUGGAACAUCAUGAUUAUCAUUUCAUGUUAGCAGUGGAAAAUGGAAACUGCAAAAUAAAUUCCAAUUUAUAUUGGAAUGCAGCUGAAAAAUACUUUUCUUUCAAACGUAGCAUGAAGACUCUGGGUGAAAAACAACGUUUAUUAUGGGGAGUAAAAACCAACAUGAAGUUAUGUGGUUUGCACUCUUUGGUAGAUAAUAUAAAUACUCAGUUUUUAUGUUAUAUUUCUGCAAACGGAUCUGAUUUCUAAACUUUAUUUUAGUGAGCAAAUAGAUGUUAUAAUUGAAAAUUUAUAUCAAAUUAUGUGUUUUAACGAGAGUAAUCUGCAGGUUAACAGCAAGAAAUUGGGAGGAGAGAAAGUUGCAGACACUUUUCUGUCUCCUGAGAAGACUCAGAAUCAAAAACACACCCUGUAAAAUAAUUUUUUUGUACUUUCUCUGUGAAAACUGCAAAUGCAACAGUUCAAAGCUUAAAGUAAUUAAUCAGUGACCAUCCUAGCACUCAGCUGAACUUCACCUCUUCAACAUACAUUACUGUGUUGUUGACAUGAUUUUUUUUCAUAAUACCGUAGCAGAGCUGCAGGUGUACUGUAGCCAGCUGUACCUUCGAGCAUUACCAAAGGAAGCAGUCCAGGUUUGGAAUGCUGAACUGUGACAGUAGUCUGGGGCUUGACAGGUUGCAGAAACAAACUAUAAAUUCAGACUUCUUGCCUGGAAAGAGAAAGAGUGUGUUUAAGAAAGAAUUGUGUGUGUUGAGGUCUUCAUACUGUGAAGAAAACAAAUCUCUGUCUUUAGUGAAAACCUGUCAACUGGGUAAUAACAUAUGUCUUCAGAGGUAGUUGCCCUUAUAUCUGCUUACAGUCUUCCUGUGCCCCCUUUUCUUCUUGUCUGAAGCCCUUAAAUAUUUCCCAUGGAAUUCAGCAAGUCAGUUCAGUGGGUAGUGAGAAUGAGUACAUCUUUCAUCCAUGUGCCGCAGCAGUCUUACUUUGUCAUACUGGUUUCUUGUUCUGGUAUUUAGGAUAUUUACCUGAGUAUCAUUAUAAAAGCCAGACUUGAUGUUAGUGGAAUUUAAGGGUAGACUGAUGUAGGAAUUACAUGAUCAGACCCACCAGCAGCGCAGUUUGGAAUGUCCUUGAGCAAUUUGGCUGCUCUUGUUUACACAGACAGUGUAGUUUCUUCCAUGACUCUCACACAAACAAGUUUACAUUCAAUUCUCUUCCUCCGGUGCUGUGUUAAACACUGUCUGCAGUACAGGACUGACUUGAAAAACUGUGCUCAGAAAGUUUCUGGAAGUUGCAUUGCUUUUGCAUAGAGUGAUGAACGUUGACUGCACAAAUCACAGUCCCUCAUUUCUCAGGGUAGUGCUGCAGAACCAGCAGAGACCCCAAUGCUCAAGCCUGUGUUCUUCCAAUUCUCACCUUUGGCAGUGGUUCUCCCACCUCACCUCCUCCAGAAGGCUCAGGUCACUUGAAUAACAAUACUGCAAUUACACUCAGCCUGUAAGCAGGGUAAUCUUUUGGCUUUGAAAACCAUUCUUGAACAAAAAGCUUUAGUUACUGUUUACAUGUGCCACUGGUGUUUGCCAUGGCGGGACUGGUGCUGGCAGCAUUUCACCAAAGCAAGCAGUAGCUCUGUGGGGAUAGAUAGGUGGUUUCUUCCUACCUUUUCAGUCUUCCUUUUUCAAAUCAAGUUAGCAUAACAUCACUGAAAAGCCUUCAUGCUCGACACAACUUCUCUGAGCAAAUGCUGAUUUCCUACUUCAGCUGCUAGCAACAGGACCACAAACAAAUGAAGGUGGCUGGGAGCUCAUUGGAUAGUCAUGGCAGUGAAGAUCACCUCAUGCCUGGAUACUUCACAGGCAAGUGAAAACCUGCAUCUUCACUUGCAUUCGGUAGCUCUUUCUGUGUGACCCCAGCACAUGCACAGUGGUUUUCCAGCUAUCCUGACAGAACAACAGCAAUGAGCAUUGUCUAUCUUAAAUUCGUUUUAGAAGAGCCUGUAUCUGGCAGUAAUCCUUCAAAGGAGGGUUUAGGCUUUCCCUCCCUGUGAGAUCUAUUAGAACUGUGCUCUAAGGGCAGGUUUUCAAAUCAGAGGUAUAGGCCAACUGAUGUACAUGUU
Messenger RNA from Strigops habroptila (Kakapo), 4864 nucleotides. RefSeq names its product solute carrier family 30 member 5 (gene SLC30A5). The record is from RefSeq and is a predicted model, not a curated record. Gene Ontology annotation, biological process: zinc ion transport; transmembrane transport; intracellular zinc ion homeostasis. Gene Ontology annotation, molecular function: zinc ion transmembrane transporter activity. Bases 130 to 2442 code for a protein of 770 amino acids. NCBI's taxonomy places the organism in Eukaryota, Metazoa, Chordata, Aves, Psittaciformes, Psittacidae. The transcript is spliced from 16 exons. Gene Ontology annotation, cellular component: membrane; Golgi apparatus.